Molecule: messenger RNA, 4265 nt
Organism: Cimex lectularius (bed bug)
Lineage: Eukaryota; Metazoa; Arthropoda; Insecta; Hemiptera; Cimicidae
Product: zinc finger protein 1-like
Exons: 7
Coding region: 527-2809 (760 amino acids)
Biological process (GO): anatomical structure development; regulation of transcription by RNA polymerase II
Cellular component (GO): chromosome
Molecular function (GO): DNA-binding transcription factor activity, RNA polymerase II-specific; RNA polymerase II cis-regulatory region sequence-specific DNA binding; chromatin insulator sequence binding
Source: RefSeq, a predicted model, not a curated record
ACCCCUGCGACACUCACACACGCCUUGUCACUCUUUCACUCUUUUUUCUAUUUCUUGUUCUCUCUCACUCUCCCCUCCCCCAUCCUUUUAUCCAUUUCAUAAGCACUCCCCCCACCAUCCCCUUCCAUUUUCAAAUAGUAAACGCCUUUUCUAGUCUCGCACCCCGAGCCCCGAUCGCCGAUUCCCGAAGGAUCCCGUUGUUUUUACCCCGAUUUUUGUGCGACAGGCUGAUCAAAGUUGAAAAAUUGAGUACCCAACGACCAAUAAAAGUCAAAACAGUGCUGCGAUUCGGACUGUCAGAGGCCUAAAGUCCCAUUUUCUGGGAUGUCAUUUUGCUAAGUGCACACGUCCAUGGUGUCUUUUCUAAAAAAGGAUAUUUUUGUAACUCGGAUACUUGCUUAUUUUUUUGUUCUGUGUUUGUAAACAAGCCGAACCCGGGAAUAUUCUAUAGUGGAUACAAUAGUGAUUUUAUUGUCAAAUGUAUUGACUUGAUGGGUGAACGUGAAGGAUUUACAAAUAUCGACAGAUGGCUACGACUGAUCUAUCUUCGGGAAGCGGCAGGAGGAAGCAGGCGAAACCCCAGAGAAAGAACGUUGAGGUGGAAGUAGGCGAAGAGGCGGUCGUGACUGACGUCGGCGUAGGUGCUGCGUGGCCGCCUCCAGGAGCAGAACAUCUCCAGCUGAACAUGACUUUGCUAACUCAAGCGACGAGCGACAACGACAAUGUGCCUUUGAGUGGAGGAGUUAAAGAGGAAGAAGGGCAGACGAGAGUUGAAGGAUCACCGCAGUUUUCCUGCAUACAUUGCGCUGCACCUUUCCCCACCAGGGACCAACUUGACAAACACGAACUUCUGCAUUCGCCAAACGCUCAAGUCUCUUGUAAGGUCUGCAAUAAAACAUUCGCCAACGUCUACAGACUGCAGAGGCAUAUGAUCAGCCACGACGAAAGCGCAGUCCUUCGAAAGUUCAAGUGCCCCGAAUGUGAUAAAGCAUUUAAGUUCAAACACCAUUUGAAGGAACACAUAAGAAUACACAGCGGGGAGAAACCGUUCGAAUGCGGAAAUUGCGGUAAAAGAUUUUCACAUUCCGGCUCGUAUUCCAGCCACAUGACUUCGAAGAAAUGUCUGGUUAUGAACCUGAAGGUUUCUCAACGUCAAGCCAGCCCAAGAGCUGUGGACAUGAAACAGAACCAGCAGUUUAGAGGUCAAACCAUUAAGCCACAGCGUACGAAUAACAAUAACAAUUUCCCUCCGAUUCUGCCCAAGUACGAUACGUCAGCGUUUCUAUCCAACUUCACCCCUCCCGGCCCUGGGAGUGUGCCGUUUUAUUUAAAUCCCAAUUUUAUGGCCCAAUCCUCGCCUUACAUUCCCAAUUCGCUAAGUCACCUAUUAGAACAGUUCCACCCGUUGAACAGAGAAGUGAAGAAAGAAGUGGAGGAAGAUGCGAAAAACAAUAAAGUCGUCGUCAAACAGGAAGUUGAAGAGGAAGUGAAAAGAAACGAGAGCUCUCCCGGCCCCGGCAAUAACAGCGGCGAUUUGGAAGCUGUCAAAAGAAUUCUGGAAACUGUGAACGCCACCGUCACCAAGCAGCUUUUUGCAGCUAAUAUGCAAAAACUGUCCUCGAACUCUUGCAGCUCCGGCUGCCCGAGCGUCGCGAGCGGUGCUCCGUCUCCUCCCGUAGACGACACGGACAAUUUGAACUGUCGUUUCUGCAACAAGUCCUUCGUUUCCAGAAUCGACCUUCAUCAGCACGAGCGGUACCUGUGCUCCGAUGAAAAGAGCGAAGGGCUCGCUGCGAAGCUUGAAGACGUCAUCAGCGUCAAGCAGGAAGACACCAACGGAAACAUAUGCAGCACUAGUGAGGACGAGACGAGAGGGUCUAACAUGUUCACGGACGAAGAAAUCGAAGUAGACCAGGAUGGUAGAAAGGCGCGUGUACGGUCUCAAAUCGCCGAGGAACAGCUCAUGAUCUUAAAAAGUCACUACUCCAUCAACCCCCGGCCGAAACGGGAAGAACUAGCCAGAAUCGCCGAGCGCGUCGGCUUUCCAGUGAGGGUGGUCCAAGUUUGGUUCCAGAACAACCGCGCGAGGGACAGGAGAGAAGGAAGAUUGGUGCACGUCCCAUACGCCCCAGUCUUCUCCAGCACCUUCCCUGGUUCCUCACCCCUUGGCGCCUCUGAGCAACCCCUUGAUCUCUCUACAAAAAAGCCCGCUCCUGCGUAUUCACCGUCAAGUUCACCACCACGUUCAGAUUCUGAAGAUGGAGCUGUCAACCUCUCAAGGAGACCUUUGAUGGACUCAAGAUUGGCGAGAAUUCUGACUCAGUCCAAUGGGGUGCCAUACUAUUCACAAGAGGAAAAUGUAGCACCUGCAUCACCUGUCCGCUACAUCAGCAUGUUGAAUGGAGCACCAUUAAGCCCUGCCCUUAAAAGAAAUUGGAAGCAGGAGGAGUAUGAAGGCAGUGAAAGCUCGUGGGUAGGAGAUGGCUGCCGCAGAACCUUGGGGAAGAGAUUGAAAAGCGAAUCUGAGGCAAAUGGUCAGUUCUGCUGCGACCAGUGUGACAAGACAUUCGCAAAACACUCAUCUCUCGCACGCCACAAGUACGAACACUCAGGACAGAGGCCCCACAAGUGUGAUGAAUGUGCCAAGGCGUUUAAGCACAAGCACCAUCUCACCGAGCACAAGCGGCUCCAUAGCGGUGAAAAACCAUUUCAAUGCAUAAAAUGCCUGAAGAGAUUCUCACACUCUGGUUCCUUCAGCCAGCAUAUGAAUCACCGAUAUUCUUACUGCAAGCCGUACAGAGAGUUUUAAAUCGACAGUAAUAAUAUUGUGCAAUCCCACUAGAAAAUAACACAAAGACUCUGGUUUUAGUUAUUUACUUGGAGGCGAGAAGAGAAAAAAUUCAACCUGUGUUAAUUUCGUUGUUAUUCACAUAGAAUUUGAAUCCAUUUUCCAGAUCUUCCAUUAUAAAUAUCUACUGUUCACACACGUAACGAUUAUUAAUAUGAAAAAUCCUACAAUAUUUCUGGGUAACCUAUUAUGUGCAAUGACAUUAAUUUUUUUUUUUAAUUUUUGUGUGCAAUGACUGCAGUACCUGUAAAUUAGUUGUCAGCUCGAUUGGCUACGAUACAGAUACCUGUAUGAACCGUAUAUAUUAUUUUUUAUUUUGGAAUAAAAAGAAAAAGGUUGUCACUGUAUGCUUAAAAAUUGGGAUAUGACGAAAUUUGACCUCAGGGUAUAAACACUUUAAUAAAUGACCUUCCCAUUUUCGUAUUGAUUUGAAGUGUAAAAGUAAAACUUUGAAUAAAUGUACAACUUAUUUUCCUAAGUAAUCAAAGUCUUCCAUAGAGCUGUCUUAUCCAGAUUACUUUAGGAGUUGUGAAUUUUAAUAUAAUCUUCAACUAGAGCUAACUGUACAUAACGAAUUGGUAUGUUUGUAGCUUUAUAAAUCUAGAAACUGAUUAUAUUUAUUUUUACUAUGUUCUGUCCCAAUUUAAGCAUUUUUGUAAAUUGAGUACCGUUUGACUUCAAAAUUCAAACUUUUAUUUGUUUUUUAACGUGAAAAAAAAUCCUUUCUCCAAGUGUCAAAUGAUUAUUUACGAUUGUAAAUCCGCUAAGACAAUAUAUCUGUAAUCUAUAAAUUUAUUGAUGAAAGACUAUAUAUAUUUUGUUCCCCAAGUUUAAUAUUUCUAGUCAUUGAUGAAAAUUAACUUUGAUGGGUUCUAUUGAUUCAGAUUUUAUUUAUUAUCGAAUGUUAAAAUGUCUUAAUAUUUUAUCCAGCGUUGCCCUGUAUAAAAUACUGUUUAUAAAAAAUGUAUAAUUUGAAUGAUAAUUAAAAAUUAAGUACUUGAAGCCAUUCCAUAUGGUUAUAGUUAAUGUAGAGAUUAAAAAAAAAGCAUUUUGAAAAAAAAAUAUAUAUAAGUAGUUAAUGGUGCAUGUAAAAAAAUAUAUUAUUGUGAACAACUGUGUUUUAUAAUGAUGACAAUAAUUACAAAUUAUAUUUUACAACAAUAUUACAAACGAUACCAAAAAGAAAAAAAAACUAUUGUCAAUAAGUUUUAUGUCUAACUUAAAAAAACUUUUAAGGAUAUUUAAAAGAUAGCGUCAUUUAUUAGAAAACCCAUUUGCGUUCAUUUCAUUUAGCUAAAAUAGUUUUUCACUGUGAGAUCGUGACUUGUAAAUAGUAAUAUAUUCCUAAUGUGACUUGUAAAUAAGAUAAUUAUUCCAUUCCUUAUAUUAAUAAAAAUUAUAACUUGUAAUUUAAUGU